CCCCCUGGGUGGGUGGAGCCGUUUCUACCUGGACGCCGGAGAGUGAUUUAAAAAAAGAAAAUAAAUGGCGUUAUUAUAGUUGGACUUUAGAGUGCUCUCAUCGACGCAUAUUGACAAGCUCCUUUCUGCGUGAAACGUGUCGGUUUCGGUCAGCAGGUCGCGUCAUGAGCCAGCCGCCCCGUACAAACCGGGGACACCGGGAGAGAAACGGGGGCCGCCGACAGCAACGAGACUCUCGCGAUGACAGACGCUCAUCGCCCGACAGGUCUUCGUCUCGACCCCCAUACUACCCCAGAGAGGCCGACUCCCCUCCCCAACAUGCGCGGGAAGUCCCUCGAGUGGAGCCCCACGAGUCCAAAUGCACACACAUUUGCUCCAUGAGAGGCAUCGUGCUGAUCUGCUCGGUGCUGACCAACUCCUUGGUCCUGAUCUGCCUGGUUGCAGCUCAGAUGGUGUCAUCGGGAAUGUCCUCCGGGGGCGGUCUUGGCGGCUUCAACAUCAACUCCAACUUCAACCUGCAGGGCACCGAGCUGCAGAAAGUGCGAGAGCUGGACAUGCAGUACAGCCAGAUGAGGGCGCCGGGCCUCUACGGCGGCAUCCCCUUCAGCCUCACCUUCGGGAUCCUGUCACUGCUGUUUGUGGUCUCCGGGAACAAACCGCCCCACCGCAUGUCCCGGAAGCUUCUGUUCGGCGGGCUGGUGUUCCAGGCGGUGGGUGCAGUGGUGUACGUGGUGGCCGUGGGGCUUUACCUCCACUUCAUCAUCGGGAUCAACGCCACAGACGUGUGCAAGCAGCGCGAGAGGCUGUACGCCCGGAACGGCUACACCUGGAUGAGCUGCGACGUGGGCGGGGCCGACGCCGCCGUGGCCCUGUUCGGGCUCAUCACGGCCAUCCUGUACAUAGCCGGGACGGUGCUCACCUUCCAGACGAUCCGGAGGGUGAGGCGCUACCUGCAGGAGCGAAAACGCAGGGAGGCAGAAAAGCAGCAGGCCCGGGCCGGCCCACAGAGUGCCCCGCUGAGGGCUGAAACCAGCGCUGUGUGAGCGGUCACGGGAUGGACGCCUGACGAGUUCAGUGUGCUGCUACUGUGACCGAGAGUUCCUGGUAUCAUGAAGCUGGCUCGCUUUCUUUUUCUUUUUUAACCGGGUUAUAGAUCACCAUGGAAACCUACAGUACGCUGCGGGUUACCCAGUUAUGUUCGGAGCAUCAGAUCGCCCACUGACCAAUCCCGAGUCCUCAUUUCUACAAGUUCCUGAGGUGGACGAAGUACAAAGUUCACAAUAACGUCUUAUCUGGACAGACGCCAAUCAAGACGUCAAUAAAUCGGGGGCUGUAAAAUCUUGCCACAUCCAUAUCCAUAAUAAAGGCAAUAAGAACAGCCAACACCCCAAAACAUUCCCACAGCCGGCGUCGGGGCUCCGUAGGAUUCCAUCUUAAUUAUGUCAAAGAUAGAAGAAUCAUUUCUAGCCCAACCAUGUGUCCAGGUGAACUGAAAGCUUGUUUACUACCCUCACACUCUAAUGAAUAAUGCUUAUUGCUGCCUUUUCUUUCAUGCUUUAUCACUCUUAUUUAGGAUGACACAAGGUUGAGUAUUUAGGUGUUUUUUUUUAGAUUCAAUGAGAUAACCGGAAGUAAAAAGAGUGAACCGUCAGUCGUUCUGUAUCGGGACAAAAUCCGCACUGAAUUAUAAGUACAGCAUCUUGGUGCUUUGGUGCUGCGUAUCACUGUUUUUAAUUUUUAAUGUCAAAUCAAAUACUCCACUCGUGGUUCUGGUGAAGUUGCAUGUCAUUGGCUCCUAGUUGCCCGUGAAUGUGCUCGUUGGCUGGACCAGUCAAUAACCAGCUUCUUCCACUCAGAACGGCUUACUCGUGAUCCAGAUUCAAUCUGGGAGGAGGUUAUCGCCCGUGAGCUGUUUUUGCAUGUCGGAUGGCACUGUGCGAAUUACAGAAAUGUUUUUAACAUGUAUAAUGUGUUUUUUUUUGUUUUUUUAUAUCAAAGUUUGACUUUUAUAAUGCAACGUUUUUGAUACUGGAACCGUACAAGGAUGUCUCUACUCCAAAUUAAACCUCCA
Messenger RNA from Cyclopterus lumpus (lumpfish), 2071 nucleotides. RefSeq lists its product as uncharacterized. The transcript is spliced from 4 exons. The record is from RefSeq and is a predicted model, not a curated record. Gene Ontology annotation, cellular component: membrane. NCBI's taxonomy places the organism in Eukaryota, Metazoa, Chordata, Actinopteri, Perciformes, Cyclopteridae. The coding region runs from base 165 to 1043 and encodes 292 amino acids.